AUGUUCGCUCCCUCCGUUUCUCGAGCUCUUGCUCGUAGCUCGGCCAUGCCGAUGCCUGCCAUUCGUUCUUACCGCACCGUCUCGAGCCCCAUUGCUUGCGUCAAUGCCCGCCCCCAGUCUGCAAAGAAGUCUAUCGCUGCCCAGCAGACUCGCGCCUCCUCCGAGCACGCCAUCGCCAAUCCCACACUUGCCGGUAUCGAGAAGCGCUGGGAGGCUCUUCCCCCCCAGGAGCAGGCCGACCUGUGGAUGCAGCUGCGCGACCGCAUGAAGGUUGACUGGCACCAGAUGACCCUCCAGGAGAAGAAGGCUGCCUACUGGAUUGCUUUCGGACCCCACGGCCCUCGCUCUCAGCCUCCCAAGGGCGAGAACCUCAAGAUCUUCUUGAAGGUCGUUCAGCUCUGCGCCGUCUCCGUCGGUCUGUUCUACGUCGUCCACUUCUUCGCUAAGCCCCAGCCCAAGACCAUGAGCAAGGAAUGGCAGGAGGCCUCCAACGAGUACGCUCUGCGCGAGAAGAUCAAUCCUCUGUACGGUAUCAGCAGCCAGGGCUACGAGGGCAAGGGCUUCGUCCAGAGCCCUCCCGCUGAGAAGUCAUAA
Messenger RNA from Aspergillus mulundensis, 594 nucleotides. RefSeq names its product cytochrome c oxidase subunit IV family protein. Bases 1 to 594 code for a protein of 197 amino acids. The transcript has 3 exons. The record is from RefSeq and is a predicted model, not a curated record. Gene Ontology annotation, biological process: mitochondrial electron transport, cytochrome c to oxygen. NCBI's taxonomy places the organism in Eukaryota, Fungi, Ascomycota, Eurotiomycetes, Eurotiales, Aspergillaceae.